GGCGGCUGGCCGGUGGCUCCUCGUUUCCCGCGGCCGAGUCGUGGCUGCCACAGGAGGUGAGAUGUGGUCUGAAGGGCGCUACAGCUAUGAGCGACCUGCGAGAGAACGAGUGCCUCCCCGCAGCCACCCUGCUGAUGGCUACCAUAGAGUAGUUAAUAUUGUGCCAAAGAAACCACCACUGCUAGACAGACCGGGUGGAGGAAGCCACAGUAGAUAUUACGGUCAUGUUGAUUACCGACAAUGUGACGAGGACCGCAGUUCUGAUCGAAGAAGUGGUCCGCCUCACAGAGGAGAUGACUCUGCCUACCGGUGGACUCGAGAGGAGCAUUCUGGAAGCCGACAGCCUGAGUACAGGGACAUGAGAGAUGGCUUUAGAAGAAAAGGUUUCCACUCUUCCCAUUACGGGAGAGACCGGUCUCCUCAUAAAAGAGAAGCUCCUUUUCUCCGCGAUUCUCCCGUGGGCCGCAAGGACUCCCCGCACAGCAGGUCCGGCUCCAGCGUCAGCAGCAGAAGCUACUCUCCGGAAAGAAGCAAAACUUACUCAUUCCACCAGUCCCAGCAUCGAAAGCCCACGCGUGCGGGUACCUUCUACAAACGGCAGAAUGAAGGAAAGCCAGAAAGAGGUAAAGAGAGACCUGCCCAGUCUUUGAAAACCUCACGAGAUACUUCGCCAUCGAGUUCUUCAGCGGUUCCUUCAUCAAAGACGCUGGACAAACCCAGCAGACCAACUGCGAAGGAGCUUGCGGAGGCUGCAAGCAAGUGGGCGGCUGAGGAGCUGGAGAAGGUGGAUGAAAGGAACUUGCCAGAUAUUUCCGAGUAUGAGGUGGAACCCACGGCACCAUUGUUCACUGAGCAGCCCGAGGAACCUGAAUCCAGUGCACCCAAAGGCGUGGAAGACAGCCAGCUCAGCACUCGUUCUAAAGCAAUAGCGAUGAAAACCAAAGAGAUUGAGCAGGUUUACCGGCAAGACUGUGAAACGUUCGGGAUGGUUGUGAAGAUGCUGGUGGAGAAGGACCCUUCCUUGGCCAAGUCCAUCCAGCCUGCCCUGCGGCAGAACUUACACGAACUGGGUGAGCGCUGUGUGGGGGAGCUGAAACGCUUCAUCGCCGAAUAUGACACUGCCGCUCCUGGGCUCGGAGAGCCGCUCUAGGAGGGUCCUCGCUCAGCAGGAAAGUGUUUCUAGAUGACCUGAACCCUGGGCUGUGUAAAUUCUUCAUAGAUGGAAGUUUUGCAGUGAAGAGACUUC
Messenger RNA from Ochotona princeps (American pika), 1246 nucleotides. It is a transcript of the gene PPHLN1, whose product is annotated as periphilin 1. The transcript has 10 exons. Gene Ontology annotation, cellular component: nucleoplasm. The record is from RefSeq and is a predicted model, not a curated record. Bases 62 to 1150 code for a protein of 362 amino acids. Lineage: Eukaryota; Metazoa; Chordata; Mammalia; Lagomorpha; Ochotonidae. Gene Ontology annotation, biological process: protein localization to heterochromatin; negative regulation of gene expression, epigenetic; negative regulation of DNA-templated transcription.